GAGCAGCCUGCGCCUGGCACAGAGCGGCUCGCCCCUCUUCUCGUACCUCUUCCAAAGCACCCCCACCGGCAACCUCACCAACCCCAGAAGGCCCUCGGGCAGCACCUUCAUCAUGGGUCUCCAUCACGACCUAACCCUGUGGGUCUUCAUCACGACCCUCCUGAUGGAGGACUUCAGCAUGCUGCGGAGCGAGGGCCACUGCAAAGUCACUUUUAAAUCUGCUCCGUUUCGAAAUCCCGAACGGGCUGCGAGAGCCACGGGGCAGUCACGCAAUCAAGCUGAAACACAGAGCUACGUGCUUCAGCAGCGGCGGGAGAGGACGCAGGACCCGACGCACAGCGACACACAGACCGAGCGGGCCUACCAGAAGCAGCCCACCAUCUUCCAGAACAAGAAGCGGGUGCUGCUGGGCGAGGGGGGCAAGGAGAAGCUGCCCCGCUACUACAAAAACAUCGGCUUGGGCUUCAAGACUCCCAAGGAGGCGAUCGAGGGCACCUACAUCGACAAGAAGUGUCCCUUCACUGGUAAUGUCUCCAUCCGUGGCCGAAUCCUGUCAGGUGUGGUUACCAAGAUGAAGAUGCAGCGCACCAUCGUCAUCCGUCGGGACUACCUGCAUUACAUCCGCAAGUACAACCGCUUCGAGAAGCGCCACAAGAACAUGUCUGUGCAUCUCUCCCCCUGCUUCAGGGAUGUCCAGAUCGGGGACAUCGUCACCGUGGGAGAGUGCCGUCCCCUCAGCAAGACUGUCCGCUUCAACGUCCUCAAAGUCACGAAAGCUGCUGGUACCAAGAAGCAGUUCCAGAAGUUUUAAAAGCAGCAUAGGGAAAACAUGCGGGACAAAUAAAACUUGUGUAAAGACGUG
Egretta garzetta (little egret) is the source of this 862-nucleotide messenger RNA. RefSeq names its product ribosomal protein S11 (gene RPS11). Gene Ontology annotation, molecular function: structural constituent of ribosome. Gene Ontology annotation, biological process: translation. The record is from RefSeq and is a predicted model, not a curated record. The annotation marks the transcript as partial. Gene Ontology annotation, cellular component: cytosolic small ribosomal subunit; ribosome. The transcript is spliced from 7 exons. NCBI's taxonomy places the organism in Eukaryota, Metazoa, Chordata, Aves, Pelecaniformes, Ardeidae.